AUUUGACUUUUCUCGCGGCGGCGAUCUUUACCACCGAUGCUUCCGGCGAACAGAAGCAGAGCUCUUUUAUCUAUCCUGAGCCAAACAAAAUCACUACACCAUACUCAACAAGUUCACGCUUAUGUCAUAAUCCAUGGAUUCAAAGAGGAAGUUGUUCUCGGAUCUAGUGUCACUAACGCCUAUAUAAAAUCGCAUCGUCUGGAUUUCGCUAGUGCUUCUUUCGAUCGAAUCCAUUUUUGGGUUCGAUCGAAAUCCAAGAGAAGCCAUUUGUCCCUGAUUAUAGAAACUCGAGAGACAAGCAUCUGUUCGCGUGUCUAAAGACUCCAGACGAGGCAGAAGCUCUGUGUUUUAUAAGAAGAGCAGAGGACAAUUUCAAAGCUUACGCUAAAACAAUAUUAGAAGAAGUUUCUUCGGUGUAACCUCGAAAUUUGCUUUAAAUUUAGUUGAGACCCUAAAGUAUUAGUUAAAUCCAAUUAAUCCCUUGUAAAUUAAAAAUUUCAAGAAUUGAUGUUUUAGGGUAAGUGAUGUUUAUCCAGAAGAUGCGAUACGCCCCUUUCUUCUGAUUGAAACAGAGCCGACAAAAGCAAGCAACUGUGAAAGAGAGAGAGAGAAAGCAAGAAAGCCAUGGGGCUAGAGGAUGCUGGAGAUUUGGUUCUCCACAUCAUAUUAUCCAAAAUCGGUCCUGAAAACACUGCGAGAGUGGCUUGUGUCAGCAAACGCCUUCAAGUUUCCGCCUCCGAGGAAUCCCUUUGGUCGAUCUUCUGUUCUAUUGAUCUUAAUAUCUCUACUCCUCUCGAUCCACAUGGAGAUCCUGCUCCUUCCUUCAAGACAGCAUAUCAGUUGUGGAGGGAGUCUUUUAGAAUGUAUCCUUGGAAUCUCGUUAAACGAGUCAGACGUUGUUGGGACAACUUGAAACAAUGGUUGAGCUUAAACUUCCCUGAAGCAAAGGCUACACUUAGAAAAGGUGCCACAGAGGAUGAUCUUGAACAAGUGGAGACUGCUCUCAAAGUGAAACUUCCUCUUCCCACGAGGCUUCUCUACCGUUUCGUCGAUGGCCAAGAAUCUUCUUCCUCCAAUGGCUCACUUGGGCUUAUAGGUGGCUACUCUUUCUAUACUCAUCAUGUUAAUGUCUACUUGCCACCUCUUAAGGAAGUGAUAUGGGAGACAAAGGAAACAAUGAAGCUCCUCGGUAUCUCUAGCAGAUUGAACCUUAUCGUUGUUGCUGUAUCCGCCGUGUCAAGCCUCAAAUUCUUUUUCCUAGACUGCACAAACGGGCAGCUUUAUACUGGCACAUCGACCCGUCAAAUGCUUCCUUGUGUACCCGAUUCUUUGGUCAGAUCUGUUCAUGAUACCAACGACGAUCACCAACAGGAUGCCAUGCUGCUUUGGUUGGAAGAACAUGGUCGGCGGUUACAAACCGGCACUAUAAAAGUCCGUCAACAAGAUAACAUGAAAAGCAUCUGUUUGUUCCCAGAGACUCCUCCCUUGUGUUCUGUUGCUGUAACUAAUGGUGUGCAGGUACGUGCUUCGUCUGUGUUUAUCCCUGAAAUAUCUAACCUUCGGGAUCAGCCACCGGCAUACUGGUAUGCAUAUUCCAUACGCAUGUCUCUCUUGCCAGAAGGAUGCAUCUUGAGUGGGACACACCAUAGCUCUUGCCAACUGUAUUGGAGACACUGGAUCAUCCGAGCUGAUGGUGCGGUAAUAGAUACUGUUAAUGGAGAAGCUGUGAUAGGAGAGUACCCGCUCUUACAAGCCGGGGAAGAAGAAUUUGUGUAUGAGAGUUGUUCCAAUUUUCCAACAACUACUGGAGCCAUUGAGGGAUGUUUCACCUUUGUCCCUGGAAGUUUGAAAGAUCCAAAAGGGAGUCAAUUCGAAGUCGAAGUCGCAGAGUUCCCUCUCAAGUUACCAGACUACAUCUUCUAAGCUCAUCUGGCGCAAGGUUCGUUACUCCUUCUAGAUAGUGCUGUAAUAUCGGUUUUCAUUGUUCAUACAGCGUGCGAUGUACUUGAAAAAUAAUGGUGUUUUGAUCGUCUAGUUUGCAAGUUCAUGAGAACAGAUUAUUCUUAACUUUAUUACAUAAAUAACAAGAGAGUGAGUGAUCA
Molecule: messenger RNA, 2102 nt
Organism: Eutrema salsugineum
Lineage: Eukaryota; Viridiplantae; Streptophyta; Magnoliopsida; Brassicales; Brassicaceae
Product: F-box protein SKIP16
Exons: 5
Coding region: 625-1923 (432 amino acids)
Molecular function (GO): protein binding
Source: RefSeq, a predicted model, not a curated record